GACUUGAACGUGAUUGGUCUGCUGGUGGACAACGCCACAGUGAGCGAGUGGAACCUGCAGGGGUUACCCAGCGACGACCUGUCCAUCCAGAACGGCAUCGUGGUGACGAAGGCGUCCCGCUACCCGCUGCUGAUAGACCCCCAGGGACAGGGCAAGACCUGGAUCCAGAACAGAGAGAGAGACCAGCAGCUACAGGUGACGUCUCUGAACCAUAAAUAUUUCCGUUCCCACCUGGAGGACAGUCUGUCUCUGGGGCGCCCCCUGCUGCUGGAGGACGUAGGGGAGGAGCUGGACCCCGUCCUGGACAACAUACUGGACAAGAACUACAUCAAGUCUGGAUCAACUUAUAAAGUGAAGGUGGGAGAUAAAGAGGUGGAUGUGAUGAAGGGCUUCACCCUCUACAUCACCACCAAGCUGGCCAACCCGGCGUACAGCCCCGAGGUCAGCGCCAGGACGGCCGUGGUCGACUUCACCGUCACCCAGCGUGGCCUGGAGGACCAGCUGCUGGGCCGGGUCAUCCUGCUGGAGAAACAGGAGCUGGAGGCGGAGCGGGUGAAGCUCUUAGAGGAGGUGACCUCCAAUAAGAGGAAGAUGCAGGAGCUGGAGGACAGUCUGCUUUUCAGGCUGACCAGCACCCAGGGGUCCUUGGUGGAGGACCAGUCUCUGAUCGAGGUGCUGAGGGUCACCAAGACCACCGCCCUGGAGGUGAGCGAGAAGCUGUCGGUCGCCGCGGAGACGGAGGGGAAGAUCACCCAGGCCCGGGAGGAGUACCGGCCCGUGGCCACCAGGGGCAGCAUCCUGUACUUCCUGAUCGUGGAGAUGUCUCUGGUCAACGUCAUGUACCAGACGGCGCUGCGCCAGUUCCUGGGGCUGUUCGACGCGUCCAUGCAGCACGCCGCCAAGUCGCAGGUCACCUCCAAACGCAUCGGCAACAUCAUCAGCUGUCUCACCUACCAGGUGUACUGUUACACAGCCAGGAGUCUGUAUGAGGAACACAAGCUGCUGUUUACUCUGCUGCUGGCGCUGAAGAUCGACCUGCAGGCCCGAAACAUCUCGCACCCUGAGGUGCUCACCUUCGUCAAAGGUGGAGCCUCCCUGGAUCUGAACUCUGUAGAAUCCAAACCACGGCGCUGGAUCCUGGACCAGACCUGGCUCAACCUGGUGCAGCUGUCCAGCAUGCCGCCAUUCACCCAGAUUCUGAGCCAGGUGAGCCAGAACGAGCGCGCCUGGAGGACCUGGUUCGACCAUCCGACGCCGGAGCUGGCCAAACUGCCCGAUGGGUACGAGGAAAAGCUCGACACCUUCCGGAAGCUUCUGCUCAUCCGGAGCUGGUGUCCAGACAGAACCACCGCCCAGGCGCGGAACUACAUCUCGGACUCUCUGGGUCAGCAGUACGCUGAAGGUCUGGUUCUGGACCUGGACGCCAUGUUGGCUGAGAGUGACAACAGGACGCCGAUGGUGUGUCUGCUGUCGAUGGGCUCGGACCCGACGGAGAACAUAGAGCGGCUGGCCAGGAGCAAGGGGGCGCCGUGCCGUCCCAUCUCAAUGGGGCAGGGCCAGGAGGUCCACGCUCGCAGGCUAUUGGCCAACAGCAUGACGGACGGCGGCUGGCUCCUCCUCCAGAACUGCCACCUGGGCCUGGACUUCCUGGACGAGCUGCUGGACGCGGUCACCACGGCAACGCCAGAGAGCGUGCACAAGGGUUUCCGUGUGUGGCUGACGACCGACGUGCACCCCCGGUAACGGAUCA
Messenger RNA from Etheostoma cragini (Arkansas darter), 1750 nucleotides. RefSeq names its product dynein heavy chain 5, axonemal-like. Gene Ontology annotation, molecular function: dynein intermediate chain binding; dynein light intermediate chain binding; minus-end-directed microtubule motor activity. NCBI's taxonomy places the organism in Eukaryota, Metazoa, Chordata, Actinopteri, Perciformes, Percidae. The record is from RefSeq and is a predicted model, not a curated record. The annotation marks the transcript as partial. Gene Ontology annotation, biological process: microtubule-based movement. Gene Ontology annotation, cellular component: dynein complex. The transcript is spliced from 10 exons.